GUUUGCUACUUUUCCACCAGUGGUCGUCGUCAUACUAAAUUUUACUCAGAUCCAGUAGAAGCUAUAAAAGACAUCCCUGAUGGUUCCACGAUACUGGUUGGUGGUUUUGGGCUAUGUGGAAUUCCAGAGAACCUUAUAGGAGCUUUACUAAAGACAGGCGUGAAGGGACUAACUGCAGUCAGCAACAAUGCAGGGGUUGACAACUUUGGCUUGGGCCUUUUACUUCAAUCCAAGCAGAUAAAGCGCAUGGUGUCUUCUUAUGUUGGAGAAAAUGCAGAAUUUGAACGACAGUACUUAGCUGGUGAAUUGGAAGUAGAGCUGACACCGCAGGGCACACUUGCAGAGAGGAUUCGUGCAGGUGGGGCUGGAGUCCCUGCAUUUUACACCAGCACAGGAUACGGGACCCUAAUACAAGAAGGAGGGUCGCCGAUCAAAUACAACAAAGAUGGCAGCAUUGCCAUUGCCAGUAAGCCAAGAGAGGUGAGGGAGUUUAAUGGUCAGCAUUUUAUUUUGGAGGAAGCGAUUACAGGGGAUUUUGCUUUGGUGAAAGCCUGGAAGGCAGACCGAGCAGGAAAUGUGAUUUUCAGGAAAAGUGCAAGGAAUUUCAACUUGCCCAUGUGCAAAGCAGCAGAAACCACAGUGGUAGAGGUUGAAGAAAUUGUGGAUAUUGGAUCGUUUGCCCCAGAAGACAUUCAUAUUCCUAAGAUUUAUGUACAUCGCCUCAUAAAAGGAGACGCAUAUGAGAAAAGAAUUGAGCGCCUGUCAAUCCGGAAAGAAGAAGGUGGAAAAUCCAAAUCUAGUAAAGCUGGAGAUAACAUGAGGGAACGUAUCAUCAAGCGGGCAGCUCUUGAAUUUGAAGAUGGCAUGUUUGCUAAUUUGGGCAUAGGAAUCCCUCUCCUGGCCAGCAACUUUAUCAGUCCAAAUAUGACUGUUCAUCUUCAAAGUGAAAAUGGAGUCCUGGGUUUGGGUCCAUAUCCACUACAAAACGAAGUUGAUGCAGAUCUAAUCAAUGCAGGCAAGGAAACAGUCACUGUUCUUCCAGGAGCCUCUUAUUUCUCCAGUGAUGAAUCAUUUGCAAUGAUUAGAGGGGGUCAUGUCGAUCUUACAAUGCUAGGAGCGAUGCAGGUUUCUAAAUAUGGUGACUUGGCUAACUGGAUGAUACCUGGGAAGAUGGUGAAAGGAAUGGGAGGUGCUAUGGAUUUAGUAUCCAGUACCAAAACCAAAGUGGUGGUUACCAUGGAACAUUCUGCAAAGGGAAAUGCACAUAAAAUAAUGGAGAAAUGUACAUUACCGCUGACUGGGAAACAAUGUGUCAACCGAAUCAUUACUGAAAAGGCUGUGUUUGAUGUGGACAAAAAGAAAGGGCUGACUCUGAUUGAACUCUGGGAAGGUCUGACGGUGGAUGACAUCAAAAAGAGCACUGGAUGUGACUUUGCAGUUUCACCAAAGCUCAUGCCAAUGAAGCAGAUCACAGCUUGA
This is a messenger RNA of Chrysochloris asiatica (Cape golden mole), 1479 nucleotides long. RefSeq names its product 3-oxoacid CoA transferase 1 (gene OXCT1). NCBI's taxonomy places the organism in Eukaryota, Metazoa, Chordata, Mammalia, Afrosoricida, Chrysochloridae. Gene Ontology annotation, cellular component: mitochondrion. The transcript is spliced from 16 exons. Gene Ontology annotation, molecular function: succinyl-CoA:3-oxo-acid CoA-transferase activity. Bases 247 to 1479 code for a protein of 410 amino acids. The record is from RefSeq and is a predicted model, not a curated record.